Molecule: messenger RNA, 6015 nt
Organism: Xenopus laevis (African clawed frog)
Lineage: Eukaryota; Metazoa; Chordata; Amphibia; Anura; Pipidae
Gene: tril.L
Product: TLR4 interactor with leucine-rich repeats L homeolog
Exons: 1
Coding region: 2322-4925 (867 amino acids)
Source: RefSeq, a predicted model, not a curated record
AACAGGAGGGACAGAGAGGUAGAGGUCAUUGAGUAUUUCUUUCUGCUCUGCUCUAAGAAAUAGUGCAAGAUAUUUGUGCUUCACUCCCAGGUGAGUUCUUCUGCUGGUUGGUGUGCAUAAAAUGUUAUAGAAUGCCAUCGAAUCUGUGUACCAGCCAAGGGGCCGCAUGGAGUAAAGGGAGACCAAUAAAGAGUUAUGGCCUGUGGUCAGUACUCACAGGGCCGGACUGGGAGGUCUGGGGCCCAUCGGGGCUGCUGCUUUGGGGCCCCUACACACCCCCAGGACACCGCCCCAGAGGCAAAGACACAUUCGACACCUCAGGCUCCCCCCUGCUGCAACCCCUCUCUGGCCCCCCACGUCUACCUUUUUUUCCUGCGACCAGGGGCCAGGAGGGAGGUCUGUGGGCAGCUCCAAUAUCGGGUCUGGUCCGGUGCCCACUGGGUUUUUCCUCUGUGUCCCGUUGGCCCAAUCAGACCCUGAGUACUCAUCAAGCAGCUAUUGGGUGGGAGAUUUUUGGCUGCCAUCCCCUAAAUAUACUUCCAGGUCAUGUAUUCCCAUCUUCCUUACAUUUUCAAAUGAGUUUACUAUUAUUGUUUUGUUUAUAAUUAGAAUUGCUAUGCAGAUCUGAUGGGUCAUGGGUUGUUUCGGUGUGGAAGUCACUCUUCCAUAGCAGAAAGUCAAAUUCACUAGGGGGUGACAAUAUGUUAAGACUCUCCCCUUAGUAAAUUCAAUAACUAGGCUGGUUCGUGGAAAAAAAUGUAACAAGCCAGGGAAAAAAAGUAGUAAAUAUGUUACUGUCCUGCACAUGAGUUAGUCUAAGUCUGCCACAGCAUUACUGCCCCGGCUGGUGCAUUUUUUUACCAUAAAAGGAGCACACAAAAAAACUUAGUGAUUGAAUUUAAUCUGGGGGGAACCCUAACAUUUUGCCCAGAGAAUUCAACUUUGUCAAUUCAACUAAUGCAGUCCUUGCCACGACAGCCUGUUUUUCCUUUGUUCCCCCUAGGGCCAAACGAUCAGCCCAAUAUUUGGGGAAGAUGCCAAACGAGUGCAUCUUUCAAUGUAUGGCCUGCUUACCUUCCUGAACUGUGAGAUCUCAUUAAUACAAUAGGGUAAAGUUAUUGACACACAGGGCAAUUGCCAAUGUUUUCCUAUCUUUGUGAUUACCAGUUCGAUGGUUGGCAAAUCACUCCAGUCUAGGCAAGUACUAUUUAGGGCAAUGGUAGGGUCAGGUGAUUGAUCAGAAUGCCCCUCACUUUCCUUAAAUGAUCAUCUCAGCCAUAUGUGCAAUGGCAGGGCUACUAAGGAAAGUAUAGGCCACCUAUAUGUUUUCCCACUGGCAAUGGGACACUAAUGGGAAGGGAGCUUUGGACCUUUUGUUGCCUGUGCUGGAGGCCAUAAUACAUCAGUGACAAAAAAUCCCUGUGUGCUUGUGCCCUUAAAAUUGGGGUUUUUAGUAAAUUGUGUGGCCUUCCCAUCAUACAUGUCACUUAGUGGUUAUUUCCUGUUGUCCAGUGGUGUUGUUACCCCUUGUCCUCAGAAGGCUGUGUAGUAGGGCAGUAACCUAGAGCUCUUUGAGCACAUUGUGUUUUGGCUGAAUGUGUCCUUUUGUUCUGAGGGCACUUUUUUUGCUGCUAAAGUGAGUGUUGUGUGUUCUCCAUGUGUUGGAUGUUCCCUCCUCCCCCUAACAGCUCUGAGCUGCCUCUCUAGGAUCCUCUUUCCUCGCUCACAAUCUCCAGGGAGCCAGUGUGGGAAGAAUAGAUUUCCGCCCCUUCUCAGACCCACAACUUUUCCCUGACUCUGCUGCUAGCAACGGGCUGCCAUGCACUCUCCAGUUAGCGACCCCUGAACAAAAGGGCUGCGUGCAUUCUCCUUAUUAUACUGUUAGCAUGGAGAAGGGGAGGGGGCCAGUCAGAGCCUUUUGGAGGAACCUUGAUUGGACUGUGCAGCGCUUGGACCUGGAGGGAUUUGCUCAUCAGCUCCUGGAAUAAAUUAACUAUGGACAUGAGGAGAAGGAAUGAGCUACCCAUGGACCCUUUCCACUGACACUGCCCACUCCUGCUGCCAUCUGCACUGCUACAAGGUAAGCAAACCCUCCCGGCUCCUCAGAUAAGGAAUGCAGCACGUUACAUGCACAGUGAGUUGUCUCUAGUGGCUGCAGCAUAUUGUUGCUACAAAAAAGUGCUGGACUUUGUAAAGAACAGAGAGGCAAGAGUUAUACAAACUUGACUUGCCCUUAGAGCUGACAGUAUAAGCAGUUUGGGAGCUGGACAGAACACUAUACAGGGAAAGGUGAUGCCCAGAUUUUGGUGUCUUCAAGUGCCAUGGCGAAAGCUGCUUUCAUAGACUUGCUGGUGCUGCUUGCUUGCACCCUGGCCUGGAGUGUGGAACCCAAGUGCCUGGAGCCAUGUGACUGUCAACACCUCCAACAUAUUCUGUGCUCCAACAGAGGUCUCCUAUCUGUGCCCAAAUCCAGCCAGAUUCUCAGCGCAAGUGGAACUAAAACUUACAGCCUGGGAGGAAACUUUAUUUCCAAUAUCAGUGUCUUGGACUUUGUGCACUUUCCCCAGCUGCAGAGGCUGGACUUGCAGUACAAUCAGAUACGCUCCAUUCAUCUGAAGGCUUUUGAGAAGCUCCCUGAGCUAGAAGAGCUGUACCUGGGCAAUAAUCUGCUGACUACCCUUGCUCCUGGUGCCUUGGCCCCCCUCAGGAAACUUAAAGUUCUCAAUGUAAAUGGGAACCGGCUGCACAAUAUUAGCAGGGCCAGCUUUUCUAAUUUAGCGGCACUGAUCAAACUCAGACUAGAUGGUAAUGACAUUCAGAACUUGCAGGGCUCCCCCUUCUCUGCCCUCAGCAAUCUGUUAUACUUACAUCUGGAGAACAACAAAAUAACCAACAUUAGUAAAAAUGUAUUUACAGGGCUCGGAAAACUACGCCUGCUAAGUCUGUCUGGUAACCCACAGAGCUUCCUGCGCCAACCUACCUUUCUGCCCCUGCGAUCGCUUAGCACCCUUACAAUGGCUGGAAACCAAUUGCAGCAGCUUGGGCCCUCUAUGUUUAAUGGCUUACAGAGACUUUCCAGGCUCAUUCUAAGUUCAAACCAAAUUUCUGCAAUACAGACUAAGACUUUUUUGGGACUUGAUUUGCUCCAAGAGUUGCAUUUGGAUGGAAACAAACUGGUUCAGCUUCCAGAGGGUGUCCUGGUGCCACUGCACAAUUUGGAGGUGCUAAAUCUGAGCCGUAAUGCAAUUUCCCAUUUACACCCAGAAAUGUUUAAAGGACUAAUGAGGCUGAAGGUGCUAGAUUUGCAACAUAACAUGCUGAGAUACCUCUCUGGGCAGACCUUUGCUGGGAAUCCAGUCCUAUAUCGCUUGCAGCUGGAUGGCAAUCGCUGGAACUGUGACUGUCACCUUUUGGAUCUUAAGCACUGGAUCUUGGGAACACUGCACCCCAGAAGCCGCAUGCUUACAGUUUUUGUGCAGUGCUGGGAGCCUCAAAAAGUGGCAGGAAAGUAUUUAGACUAUCUGGAGGAUGCAUAUUUAUUGGGUGUUGGAGGUUGUCAAGUAAGUACAACUCCUGCAGGUCAGGAACAGAUUAAGAACAGCACUUUAAGAGACAAGCAUAUAGGGAUUCACCAGCCUGGGAAAGGAGAUAGAGACCUUAAAAAUGGGGCAGAUAUCCUUAGAGCGCAACCAAAGACAGAAGAGAAGUCUCUGCAUCUGCCUACCCUCCCAUCAGAGGUGUCUCCUGCACUUGAAACAUUGGCAUUGAGGCAGCAGGCCUUAGUCACAAAAUGGCCAUCAAGUACCAACAGGGACAGCACUGCUAAGAACCGUGGCUUAGAAACCUCACGGAAGGGGAAAGGAAAGUCCGUAAAGAAUGCUGCAGAACAUUCACGGAAGCUGCAUCUACUUUCCCAACCUGUCCAUCCUACACAGAGUAAAGUCAAGCAGAUGAGUGUCCUGAUCCCUGCGUCCAGUAACUUGCCGCCUCACUCAGAAUCCCUGCACUCGGAAAAACCCAGCCAAUUGGACCCUCCAUCUGUGGUACCUUACACAGAUGAUCUGAAAUCUGCUUAUGCUACAUUGCAGCACAAUGAUACCACCGACAAACCCAUUCACCAUGACAAGACCUUGCACCAGAGCCCCUCCGACACCUUACUACCUAACUACAAUUCCUUCCAGCAGGCAGAAGGUGAUCCCAUGCAUCCAGCUCCCGAGACUUUGCACCAAGUUGCUCCUUUCCCAUCCCUGCUUUCUGACCCAUGUGAGUUUAACAAGUUGUAUUUAGUGAACCUAUCAGUGGAGUCUGUCGGAAGUAGCACAGCCCGGGUCCGCUGGCAGACAAUAAGUGUUCACACCCAAGGGCCUGUUCUAUUUCGAGUGCUGUAUGAGCGCUUUGGGCAGACAGGUCGUUUCCAGCGCUUUGUUUAUCCACGUGGUAGAGUAGAAUCUUUGACUCUGCAAGAGCUGACUGGCAAAACGCCAUAUCUUGUGUGUGUAGAGAGCAUUAUUGGUGGAAGGGCAUGUCCUGUGGCACCGAGGGACCACUGUAUAGGGAUUGUCACCCUACCAUCAGAAGAUGACCGACCUCUGCUUAAUUACCAAGUGCUGGCUUUAUCGCUGCUUGCUGUCAAUGCCCUGCUGCUUCUUUUGGGCUUGGUGGCUUGGGGAUCUAGGUUGGCCCAUAGGAAAUGGGGACGCAGGAGGCCCCCAGUGCACGUUCGUCAGAUGUACUCCACCCGACGCCCCUACAGGUCUGUGGGUACCGGGGUCUCUACUGAUUUCUCAGGUUUUCAGUCUCAUCGUCCCCGGACUACAGUUUGUGCCCUGGGUGAAGCAGAUCUCAUUGAGUUUCCUGGCUGUGAUCGUUUUAGGGAAGGUGGCAACAUACACAGGGAAGAUCUGCUGCAGAGAUUUACAGACUGACCCUUUACAUCAUUCCAUUCAGUCUUCAGUGACCAAAUGGUAACCAGCCUAUGAAUUGCUCAUCUCUCUAGGCAUAUGUGGAUUACUGCAGAGUGAAAUGUCCUGAUUAGCAUUGACGCUAAGGAUUUGAUUACUAUCAGGCACAGGGGCACAGUAACCAAUGGGAAGGCAAAUCCAGUGUUAGAGCUCUAUACUAUGAGUAUCUGGCAAUCUGUUAAUGGAAAUAUGAUCUAAUUAAUUGAUUGCAGAAGUAGCUCUCCAGUUCAUGCUAAACUAAACACUUAGCUAGAGGAGGAUGCUGGGAGUUGUAGUCCAGCAACAACUGGAACAAUAUGGCUGAUUGUACAUAGAAUAAUAACCUGAUGAAGAACCUGAAUUAUGUGUCGUUGCCAAAGCACUGAUGUGGGGAAUUUGCAUCUCAGUGUUACCACCAUCCCAGAUCUAACGAUUUAAUUAACUGCUCUUUUUUUCCAUGGUGAUAUUCUGUAACAUGUCCGUAAAUUGUCCAUAAUUUAUUUUGUGUUUAAAAAUGAUUGAUGUUGUUCACUUACGUUGGAAAGGUGCUAACUUUUACAGCCCGUUUGGGCUCCAAAGAAGUGAUGGAACAAAACAUACUCAACAUGCCAUAAAAUAAACAAAGGAGUCCUAUAAUAACCCCCAAGUGUCCUCUUGCAGGAGUUGUAUGCACAUUUCCUAGGCAAUGUAGAAAUAUGCAGAUCUUUAUGCCUUCAGUGCCUUUGUUUAAUGUGUCUCCAACAAUCGGUGGUUUAUGAGAUUGACAAAAGAGCCUUCCUGUAAUGUCCUAACGUUUUUAUGUGUACAUGUACAUUUCCCAUGCUCUGUCUGAACUUCAUUACAAGUGCAUUUUUUUUUUAGCAGAUGGGGGAAGCAAUUUGCCUCUGCACUCCUCGCUUCCUGGAAAGAGCAAUAGAGAUGCUUUUCCUGGUCUGUAUAAAAGUAACAUGCAAUAUAUCUUUGUUUUAUAUUGGUGUGGAAUUUUGGGUAUGUUGACUGUUAUAUUUUUAUAUGCAAGACAAACUUGAAAAGUUGAAUUUGUUUUUCUAUAAAAGGAUAAAAUGAUUUUAUGUCA